Xylona heveae TC161 is the source of this 2096-nucleotide messenger RNA. RefSeq names its product DAHP synthetase. Gene Ontology annotation, biological process: aromatic amino acid biosynthetic process. The transcript is spliced from 9 exons. The record is from RefSeq and is a predicted model, not a curated record. Lineage: Eukaryota; Fungi; Ascomycota; Xylonomycetes; Xylonales; Xylonaceae. The coding region runs from base 215 to 1771 and encodes 518 amino acids. Gene Ontology annotation, molecular function: 3-deoxy-7-phosphoheptulonate synthase activity.
ACCAUAUUCAAUAUUGCUAUCUUCUUAAUUGAUUCCAGAUACCACCGGUUGGAUACUAAGAGUGGCUGGCAUCUGCAUCAAAUAACGUCUGAAUCCUUUGUAUUUCACAUUGAAAAGUCAUUUUCCGUUCGAAUUUUUAUAUAGUAUAAGGUUGAACAUAUACAAAAUUGAAGCAUCAAUUGAAGGCUUUCCAUUUUCAAAAAAGAUCAGCAAGAUGGUCCAAGGUCCCCUGGAACUACCUCAAUUGAGCAGUGCCGGCAAGACUGCGGCGGCUCUCAAAUCGAGCAACGGACACGUUGAAGGAAGUGCAACGAGCGAUUGGUCACCUUCUUCCUGGACCACGAAACCAAUCAAACAAGAUGUUAUCUAUGACGACAGAGAGGCACUCGAAAAGUCGCUGCGCAAGCUUGAGAGACUACCUCCACUUGUAACUUCUACAGAAAUUGUCAAAUUGAGAAAAGCUCUACGGGACGCUGCUCUGGGCAAAGCCUUUUUGUUGCAAGGAGGUGACUGUGCUGAGCUCUUUGAUUACUGCGAAGAUGACGCCAUUACGUCCAAAAUCAAGCUUCUCCUGCAAAUGAGUCUGGUACUCAUCUGGGGUGCAAACAAACCCGUUGUGAGGAUUGCCCGAAUGGCAGGCCAAUUCGCCAAACCCCGCUCAAGCCCGACAGAAGACUACAAUGGUCGCCAAAUCCCCUCUUUCCGAGGCGACAACAUCAACGGAUACGACCCUGAGGAGCGCACGCCGGACCCGUCCCGGCUUGUCAGCGCCUACUUCCACUCUGCCGCCACGCUCAACUACAUGCGGGCGCAAAUCUCAUCUGGCAUUGCCGACCUGCACAACCCACUCGACUGGAACCUCGGGCACGUGCAAGACCCGAGCAUCAAAGCGAAAUACUCGCGCAUCAUAGCAUCAAUCACCGAAUCUUUGCGGUUCAUGCACACCGUUGGCGCCGACACAGCGGGCCAACUGGAGACCGUCGACCUUUUCACCAGCCACGAGGGUCUCCUGCUUGAAUACGAACAGACGUUGACUCGACGGCUGCGAAAUCCCGCCGGCAAAAAUGCUUUGAAUCAGGGAACCUUUGCUCAUCCCACCACCAGUGCCAGCGGCAGCAAUCCUAGCACUACCUCUAUUACCGCUACUACUACUACCACCGAAGACGAAACGCACGGAUGGUACAAUACCUCGACGCAUUUCCUCUGGAUCGGCGACCGCACGAGACAGCUUGACGGCGCACACGUCGAGUACUUCCGCGGCCUGGAGAACCCCAUUGGCAUCAAAGUCGGGCCGAGCAUGGAAGCAGACGAGCUAGUACGGCUGCUUGACAUUGUCGAUCCGAAAAAAGAAACCGGCAAAGUCACACUGAUUACUCGCUACGGAGAAGGCAAAGUCGAGGGCUUAUUGGGCAAACAUAUCGAAGCCGUCAGACAAAGCGGCCACGUCGUUGUCUGGCAAUGCGAUCCUAUGCAUGGAAACACACGCAGCACCCCCACGGGAAUCAAGACCCGGCACUUCUCAUCCAUUCUCUCCGAAGUCUCUUCCGCUCUGCGCAUCCACCAGCAACACGGCUCCGUCCUGGGCGGCGUGCAUCUCGAACUCACCGGCGACGCCGUGACCGAAUGUGUCGGCGGCAGCGAGGGCCUGACGGACGACGACCUGAGCCUGAACUAUACUACGUACUGCGACCCGCGACUCAAUGAGAAACAAGCUCUCGAGUUGGCGUUCCUUGUCGCUGGGUUCUUCCGAGGCGAGGAUUUUGGAUCUUGAGCUGGCUGCUAGUCGUCCUGUCUUAGUCCUGUCAUUCUGUCGAACCCAUCCAGUCCAGCUACUUUUUUUUGUGUCGCCAUUCAAUCAUAUAAACGUCCGACCAGAGACAAAUACUUCACAAUAUGCGCCGGAGAACAAAAGACGAUGGAUUAAAAGUUAUUUUCAUUUCCUUGAUCAUAUUGUUCAGCACAUCUUCUGUAUCUGCAUAUACUUCACUACCCAAUCAAAACACCAAGUUGACACUAAAUUAAAAGUCAAUACAAAAUCAAAAGUUUACACAAAUUUUGAAUUCAGCAGACAACUAAUUCCCAUAUUCCAUAUCCCU